GACUUAGGUUUUUUGCCAUCUUUCUCCCCGUUCCGCCGCUUCCGGUCGGUUUCUCUAUCGCCAUCGCCGGCGUCGUGACCUCCAUCGUGUACCGGAUUCCGUUUCUUCGCAAAGAUGUUUGUCAGCAAUGGAUUCGAGCGUUUACUAUAACAAGCUCGCAUCAAUCAAAGGGAUGGAUUUCGCUGUCGUUCUACCGAUUAUCCUUGACGUUGUGUUGAUUUCUGCGCCAGAAAACUACCGCGCACCGUAGAAAGUGAAGUGGUCUUACCGGUUCAAAUUUUCCAGUUUCUGGCAGCAAUUUCGAUCCUUCGAGAGUUUCAACCUCAGGGAUGAAAAUAAUAAAGGCGAAUGCAGGAUCACUGACGAAUUUCGAGGUGCUCGACUUUUUGAAAUCAAGGGGAGCGUCAAAGGAUCCUACGAGAGUUAUAGCUCCAAUCUCUAGAUCUGAAUACAAGGUCUAUGAUUAUUUGGUGGAGACCCCUGCUUUCACUCAAACCCGAGAGAGUGUCAACACAUUCGCUGAGAAAUGCAAAGGGUUUAAGCUCGCCAAAGCUGAGAUUCUCAAUAUCAUCAAUCUCCGACCAUCUUCCAUUGUUGAUCUUCAGACGAUCGUGGAGAAGCUCGAUGAUAGAGAAAUAGAUACGGAUGGGCUGCUGGAGCUGGUGAAAGAGGUGUUGCCUCCUGUUCCGGGUGAUGAAGGAGCUGUCCGAGAAGAAACAGAGAACGGUGACGGGGAUGGAACAGCCGAUGACGGAGAAGAACCCAUGGAGACAAGUUGAAAUCUUUUCUGUGUAAACUGUAACUGGGAACUCGCAAUGUGUUUCCUUGUUCAUGCAAAAUCUGAAGCUGAAUCCAAAAGUCUAAACGAUUCAAAGAAACUUCGAAAUUGCUCAAGUUUUUGGUAGGAAUUAUGGUUCUCGUUUACUGUAUAAUAGAAUGAUACUAUAUAUUCUCUUAACUGGAGAUUUUGGCUUAA
Messenger RNA from Tarenaya hassleriana, 976 nucleotides. Its product is annotated as DNA-directed RNA polymerase III subunit RPC9. The record is from RefSeq and is a predicted model, not a curated record. The transcript is spliced from 5 exons. Gene Ontology annotation, cellular component: RNA polymerase III complex. Bases 330 to 779 code for a protein of 149 amino acids. Lineage: Eukaryota; Viridiplantae; Streptophyta; Magnoliopsida; Brassicales; Cleomaceae. Gene Ontology annotation, biological process: transcription initiation at RNA polymerase III promoter. Gene Ontology annotation, molecular function: nucleotide binding.